AUAACUACCACACCUUCUUGGCAACAAUUCUAGGCUCCCGAGAACGCCCUCCGGAUUACCUUUCGUUUUGACCUACCCACCAGGUAGAUCCUGACGGAUAACAGUGACGUAUUACUUUUUGUACAGAAAACCCGCCUUUCUGAUCGGCAAGGAAAACUAGGCUGGAAAGUCGGAGUGGGGCUGUCCUAAUAUUUGGGCAGAAUCAGCUGAACACGAGAUUGGCAACAUUGGAGAAGAAGUGAAGAAGAGCUAAGAGAAACAGAGCGUUGUCGAGGUUGAUUUGGGAUCAAAUUGGGCGUAUCUCCCAUUGGUGAGGCCCAUCGUUGCUUUGAUCAUGCCCCCGGACCGCAAGACAUUGGAUAAGAUGGACAAGGCGUCUGAAGAGGACAAUUUCAAGGUCUGCGGCCUUUGCUCGCAACUGGUGGACGAAUCGGUUCAACUCAACGCCAAACUUCGUUCUUUUCUUUUGCACUAUCUCUCCUUGACUUCAAAUGCGUCGUUACCCACGAAGAUAUGUACGGAUUGCUAUCAAGGGGCCUUCGAUUCGCUCAAUUUUCGAGAUCGAUGCAUGAAGGCUAUUCUGAAGCUGAAGAGUAAUCGUAUUUCGGACGCUAUGAUUCUGGGUAAAUCUAUUGAAGAUAAGAAGGCAAUUGAGGCCAUGGAUUUACCUGUGCCGCCUUUGGUCCAGCCUCGCGCAAUAGGAUCUGAUUUUUCUUUUGAAGCCAGGCAAAAGGCUGUGUCCAUGACCAACGGCCGGGCGAACUCUGCCAUUAUUAUUUCUGAGAACGAUAAAAUCCUCGCGGAUCAAGCUUUGCGUUCACCUCUUGGUACCAUUUCGUACCGGAAGAAGAAGUCGACCAUUCCGCCAAGACCCAUGCCACCCAUGCCCGCAAAGAAAGGUGUCGCUACGAAACCUAUUAGUCAGAGUGGUUCUAGAUUCGUACCCGCCGAACCGGCAACGGUGCCACAUGCCAAGCCCGAAGGUGGAACAGUAUCUGCUUAUGGGCGUGUCCGGAAGCCACUUGCCAAAGGUUACGUCUAUACUGAGGACUUUGAAGAACCCGAAGAAUCUGUACCAACUCCAGCCCCAGUUCAAACCCCAAGGCCGGUUCCACCCGCACCAAGGCCUAGAGGUAGACCUCCAAAGUCUGCAGUAGCUAAUAAACGGCCAAUCUCUCCGGACAUGUAUCAGCCCAACAACAAACGACCCAAAACCACCUCCAAACCAGCGAGCGCACCUCCAGCCGAGAAGAAGAGAAAGAAGAAGAUCGGUCCGAAAGGUAGCUACUACUACGUUGGAGAAAACGGUAAAGCAAAUGAUUCUCUUGUCGAAGUGGAUGAAGAUGAAAGCGCGGAUGAGGAAGAGAUAUUUCCAAGCAUUGGGCCCUACCAGUGCGAGAUCUGCCAAGAUAUCACUAACACCAAGCAAGAGUUUGUGGACCACAUCAAACGGCUUCAUCGCAAUAUCGUAGACGAGGAAGUGCUGAAAUCGUUGGAAAAUGAUCUCAAGAAGUCUAAGAAAGCUCAAGAAAGAAAAGCCAAAGCAGCCCUAAACGCCAAGGCUCAGUUUGGAGGUCCUUCGCCCAAUACUAGCAAGUCCAAGAUACCUCCGACCAAGAAAACAACACGGGUGCCUGAUGUUCAACAAAGUUGUGAGUUUUGUGGCACUGUAUUGCCUCAUCCUCGAGAUGUAGCACGACAUCGAAAAACGCCGUCGUGCAUAAAAAUGCAACGCAAACUGGCACGGGCCAAGAAAGCCGAAGGAGCAGCGGCACAAGCCAGCAAUUCAACCGCAUUUGCUCCGACUAGCUCAAAGGCAAUGUCAUCAAGCAAACUGGAAGACAUUUCAAAAGCAAAGGCCAACAAAACGGCGCCUUCCCCUUUAGCCGAUGACCCAGGUCUACCCGCGAGACCUGGGGCUAGUGCAAAUGCGGGAAAUGCUCAUCAAAAGACCCACUAUAAACCUAAGGCCAAAGUUGCUAAACAAUACGAAAUGGAAAAAGGGAUCACGAGUAGGGGUCCGAGUAUGUCACUCGCUCAGCCCAUCUCAAGUACAACCAAAUCCUCGUUAACUACAACCUCUAAACCUGCAACCAGUGUGCCUCAGAAAAUGUUUCAAACAACAUCCCAGAAAAGCACGAACUUGAUCCCCAAGGCAAAUGGCUCCACUUCAGAAGUGUUUAUCUCCUCAUCGACCGCACCAACAACCACAACCACCAUCGUCAUCAAUACUUCGGAUGGCGGUAACUUGCAUCCAGAGCAUUUCACGUCGUCCGUCACAGAGGAGCCAGUGACGUUCAACAUGGGCACGAACAAUGCCCAUCUCAUUUAUCAAGACAGCAAGGUGGCCUCCGCCGCGUCCCACUUCAAGCACCCAACCGUUCAACAGACGUUGUGUCAGCCAGUAGUGGAAAAACACACACUACCCAAUCUAUCCACGGCCGUUUGGGAGGAACCGAUCCUCUCCUCGUCGACCAUGUCAAUGGGCAAUUCCACCGUGACCACGACACUCGAUUUGUCGGCUUUGGAAACGGUUAGCUCGUCGCACUCUCUCUCGCAUCCUGUAAUUCUAAAUUCGAAUCAUCACCAUGUGGUUGUGAGCGAUGUGAAUCCAUAUGGUAUGAUUCAAACUCCGCCUUCCUCAAACCAGCAGACCCUUCAAAACUUUCCGCACAUUUUCUUUUGAAAAUAACCUAGCGCCUGGGUUACAGUGUGCCAGUUUAAUUUCCUGCAUUGUGCUACUCGAAAAAGAAGUGUAUUAUUGUAAGAUUGGAUAAUAUGAAGGGCUACUUUUGAUUGA
Tigriopus californicus is the source of this 2800-nucleotide messenger RNA. RefSeq lists its product as uncharacterized. The record is from RefSeq and is a predicted model, not a curated record. Lineage: Eukaryota; Metazoa; Arthropoda; Copepoda; Harpacticoida; Harpacticidae. The transcript has a single exon. Bases 335 to 2686 code for a protein of 783 amino acids.